UCCAGACAGUCGCUGGGUGUCCGUGUCCUCCACCCACGGCACCACCCAUCUGUUUGGCAUCCACCCACUCGGUGGCAGUGUCAGCGUGCGCACGCACACGUCCGUGGCUGUGACCAACAAUCUCAAGGUGUACAGUAGUGCCGGGGCCGAUGCCCUAUCCUCCAAACAGGUUGAGGUGCUGUCUCCGUUGUCAAGGAUACGGCAGCAGCAGUUCACAGAACAGAUCGGCAACUACGACACCCUACCCGUUACCUGUGUCUUCAUGCCCAGCCACAUACAACCUACGCCGCCUGCGAUCAGCACUAAUCUGUUCAUUACCAAUCACCUGGGAGCAAUGACUCAGUACUCGUUAACACCCCACGGACCACCACCCCCGGAGGCGAAUAAAAAUAGCAUAGGUAGGUAA
Sphaeroforma arctica JP610 is the source of this 406-nucleotide messenger RNA. RefSeq lists its product as hypothetical. The transcript has 3 exons. The annotation marks the transcript as partial. The record is from RefSeq and is a predicted model, not a curated record. Gene Ontology annotation, cellular component: cytoplasm. Gene Ontology annotation, biological process: response to starvation; autophagy. Lineage: Eukaryota; Ichthyosporea; Ichthyophonida.